AUGAACGAUUCUGAAUCGUGUGCCUGCGUCGAGGAUGCUCAGCAGAUAGAACCGCCUCUGACUCCACGCUGCACGUGUCCGAGGGAUGACCAUGAUAUUGUUAUACACAAUGAGAGUUGUCUGCUUUAUAAAAAUGAGCAAAUGGUGUAUCCGAAAGCAGACGCAUGCGAGUGUGCUAUCCCAGGGGAGGACGACGGCAUUUGUAACUGCUGUUCCUGUCCCCUGGAUCAGUGCAAAUGUGGUGCCAUCGGGAGAGAAGCUUUUGAUGAAUGGCGAAACAAGCGUGAUAUAGGAGCAAUGCCAGCCGUACUGGAGUCGACUCAUCCCCUGAUGAAACGUUUCCAAGAUACGUUGAAGCGGUUUCUAGAAAGGGAAAAUGCUAUUGCUGAAGAAGAGAUAAUCAGAUUGCAAGAUGAACUCAAACUUGGCAAGCAAUCGUAUGAAAAAGAUUUAGAAGAAAUUUAUCGAAGCGAUCACGACACGAACGCGCAAAGAGUUUUAAUUGAGGAGUACGAAGCUACGUUAGCGGAGAGAACAUCUCAAAGACUUGCAGCCGAGGAGCGCGCCAAGGAGGCCAAUGAGAAGUACAAGCGUGCGAAGGAAAAGCUUGACGCUAAUAUUAUUGCAGAGCGCGAAGCGACGGAGGAGCUGGAGGCGCUGUCGGCGCUGUGCCGCCAGCUGGAGGCGUGGCGCGAUGAGACCGAGUCUGAGCUGGCCGUCAGCCAGCGCGUCUCUGAUAAGAUGCGGACCGAAAGGAAGGCCCUCGCCGACGAGAAGCGGCAGCUCGAUAUGAUCAUCUGCAGUCUCAGCAACGAAGUUUGGAAGCUUGAGUCGAAACUGGAAAUGUUUCAGAAGCAGCUGGAAAUAAAAAACGUUGAAAUGGAAAAAGUUAAUGAUAAGGUUACAGCUUAUGCAGCUGAGCUAGAGGAUUUGGAGCUGGAAAAACGACGUCUCGUUAGUCUGUGGAACUCUGUGCUGGUCAACAUACAACAAAGGGACAAGGUGUAUGAUUCGGUUCGCGAUGAUUACAGGGCGUUACAAGAAAACUAUCGUACAUUACUCAACAACCUUGAAAUUACGAAGAAAGUCGUCAUGGAAGAGAUGAACAAGGGAAAGGAAAUAUCUAUGAACAAGGAUAAACUUAACUAUGAUAUCGCCAAUGCUACUAAAGUUUUCGACGCUGAAGAUGCUAAGCGUAUAGCUUUGGAAACACAAAUUGUGGAAUUGACAGAGGCAAUAGAAAUGACUGAACGGGACGAGGAACUUAUAAAAUCUGAAAACCAAACGAUGAGUAAUAUUUUGAAAAGUACGGAAAAAGAAAUCGACCGUCGCACGGAACAAAAACUAAAGCUCGAGAACGAAAUCCUGACGAAUCUCCAAGAGUGUCUUCUCAACGACAAGGCUGUGGAAUCGAUGGCUAAUGGAAUCAAGAAAAUGAGAGAAAUGUCUCGUAAACAAGAAAUAGCUUUAAUGACUAUGGAAAACCAACACGCAAAGAUGAUGCUAGAUAUCGAGGUGCAUCGCAACCGCCAAGCGAGGAACAACACGUUAAUGGAAGAAAAUUUAGCGAAAGUCAAGGCGAGAGAACAAGAGAUAGACCAGUUACAGGAGGAGUACGAGCAGAAAAUGCUGGUCAUCACGAGGAAGCAGAGAGAGUUGGAUAUUGUGAUCAAAAAAUAUAACGCGCUGAAAGAAAUUUUUGAUAUGAAGUCCCCGCAAGAGCGUCGCAUCGAGGAGCUGGAGCAGCAGAUCCGCACGUUGCGCGAGCGAGCGGAGCAGGCGCAGGGCGAGUGGCUGCGGCUGCAGGGGCACGUCGUGUCGCUCGCCGCGCACCACCACAAGAUCGUCGCCGACAUCAACCUCAUUAACAAACAGAUCCAGGUCUGCGAACAGAAGAGCAUGCGCAUCUCUGCGGAGUCGGAGCGUGUUCAGUGUGAGCGAGCGCGCGUGGAGCGUAGUCUACGCGAGCUGCGCGGUCGCCUCGAGGUGCUGGAGCGCUCUCGCCGCGACGCCGCCGGGCGCAACUCCAGCGCGUUGCGGUCCAACCUCGCCGUUUCGCACGAGUAUGCGGCUAGCUUGAAGGAUGCCGAAUCUGAAAUAAUUCAGAUGGAAGAAGAAAUUGAAGCAUUUGAAAAGGAGAAAAUAAACUUAACUCAAGAGUUAGAUAGGGUUCAAAGAGAAGCACUCAUUUGGGAACGAAAGGGUAUUCUGGCGGUUGACCUCAAAAGGAACAUACAAAAUGCAAAGUCCGCUGCUGGCGAGAUUGGUCAGAUGAGAGCUGAAAUUCACCGAAUGGAGGUUCGUCGCGAACAACUCCGCAAAACUGGCGAGAAGCUCGCAGAAGAUCUGGCUCUCUACGUAACGCGGAGAGAGACGGCGCUGGAGAAAAAUCGAGCAGCUGCUGCGGUGGAGAAGUCGCACGGUGCGGGAAACACCUCGCAGUCCACCUACCACCACAAGCUGAGGCUAGCGAAGGCUGAUGUUGCGAGGGUGACCAAGGAUCUGACGGACGCGAAGUCUCAGCUGGAGCAGCUACGAGCAGAGCAGGAACGUGUUGAACGUGAGUUGGCAACCGCAACCGCUGACAACAGUCGCCUCGAGGAGCGCAUUGCUACGCUGUUGCGGGAGAGUAGCGAGGCCAACAAGCAAAAGCAAUGGCUUUUGGAACGUUUGGUUCGCAGUCAACGUCUUGGCAGUGAGUUAGCAACAGCGAUUAAGCGCCAAUCUGUGCGGAUUAAAAAGCCAAAAUCUGUCGUUCUGACAGAGUAUAACCAAGCAGUAGCGCUUAACGAACGCCUCAACUACAUCGUGUCAACUUUGGCAAACGAGUAUCCGCACUUGAGUGAUAAGUUGGAAAUUAUUUCUAACACUCUGAAUAUCCAUAAUCCAGAAGAUUCUCCAAAAUUGGUCGAAGAUGAAUGCGCCUGCGAAGUUCCAGAAGAUCCGGAUAAUAUUCCGGAAAAACUUGAAAAGUUAGAUGAGUGACAAGUCGUUAUUGGGAUGUUUUUAUUUUGAAUAAAACACUUUUAACAAUGAAA
Molecule: messenger RNA, 3038 nt
Organism: Melitaea cinxia (Glanville fritillary)
Lineage: Eukaryota; Metazoa; Arthropoda; Insecta; Lepidoptera; Nymphalidae
Gene: l(2)41Ab
Product: coiled-coil domain-containing protein 40
Exons: 19
Coding region: 1-2985 (994 amino acids)
Biological process (GO): axoneme assembly
Cellular component (GO): cytoplasm
Source: RefSeq, a predicted model, not a curated record